Anolis sagrei ordinatus is the source of this 3929-nucleotide messenger RNA. Its product is annotated as sarcoplasmic/endoplasmic reticulum calcium ATPase 3. Gene Ontology annotation, molecular function: ATP hydrolysis activity; ATP binding; P-type calcium transporter activity. Gene Ontology annotation, cellular component: membrane. Gene Ontology annotation, biological process: calcium ion transmembrane transport; intracellular calcium ion homeostasis. The record is from RefSeq and is a predicted model, not a curated record. NCBI's taxonomy places the organism in Eukaryota, Metazoa, Chordata, Lepidosauria, Squamata, Anolidae.
CCAAUGGCGGGGGAGCAGGAAGGCUUCCCGGGAGGCGAGGGGCCAAUAGGAAGGCGGGGGAAAGGGAGCGGGGAGGGGGCAGGAGGAGGAGGAGUCGCGCGUUGGUCGCGCUUCGGGGCGCCGGUGGAGACGCGCAGAGAGAGCGAGGGAUGGAGGGCGCCCACGCCGCCGCGGCCGAGGAGGUCCUGCGACGCUUCGGCGUGCGGGAGAGCUGCGGGCUCGGCCCCGAGCAAGUCCGCGCCAGCCGGGAGAAGUACGGCCCUAAUGAACUUCCCGCUGAAGAAGGGAAGUCCCUUCUGGAACUCAUCUUGGAGCAAUUUGAGGAUCUCUUGGUGCGCAUCCUCCUUAUGGCUGCGUUCGUUUCCUUUGUCCUCGCCUGGUUUGAGGAAGGGGAAGAAACGGUAACCGCCUUCGUGGAGCCUGUGGUCAUCAUCCUGAUCCUCAUUGCCAACGCCGCGGUCGGGGUCUGGCAGGAGAGGAACGCGGAGAGUGCCAUCGAAGCCUUGAAGGAAUACGAGCCCGAAAUGGGGAAGGUCCUCCGGGCUGACCGGAGCGGUGUCCAGCGGAUCCGGGCUCGAGACCUCGUCCCCGGAGACAUCGUGGAGGUUGCAGUCGGUGACAAGGUGCCGGCGGACAUUCGGAUCAUUGAGAUUAAAUCCACGACAUUGCGGGUGGACCAGUCCAUUCUUACUGGCGAAUCCGUCUCCGUCAUUAAGCACACGGACCCCGUUCCAGAUCCCCGGGCCGUCAACCAGGAUAAAAAGAACAUGCUUUUUUCCGGCACCAACAUCGCGGCCGGCAAGGCGGUGGGUGUGGUGAUCGCCACAGGGGUCUUCACCGAGAUCGGGAAGAUCCGGAACCAGAUGGCGGCCACGGAGCCGGAGAAGACGCCGCUGCAGCAGAAGCUGGACGAGUUCAGCCAGCAGCUCUCCAAGGUCAUCUCGCUGGUCUGCGUGGCCGUCUGGGUCAUCAACAUCGGGCACUUUGCCGACCCUGUCCACGGGGGCUCCUGGCUGCGUGGCGCCAUCUACUACUUCAAGAUUGCGGUGGCCCUGGCUGUGGCCGCCAUCCCCGAGGGGCUCCCGGCCGUCAUCACCACCUGCCUGGCGCUGGGCACACGCCGCAUGGCCAAGAAGAACGCCAUCGUGCGCAGCCUCCCCUCCGUGGAGACCCUCGGCUGCACCUCCGUCAUCUGCUCCGACAAGACCGGCACCCUCACCACCAACCAGAUGUCCGUCUGCAGGAUGUUCGUUGUUGAGAAAAUUGAGGGGAUCCAUUGCACUUUGCACGAGUUCAGCAUCACGGGCUCGACCUACACGCCGGAGGGGCAAAUCCUGAAGGACGGCUGCCCGGUCCAGUGUGGCCAGUUUGACGGCUUGGUGGAGCUGGCCACCAUCUGUGCCCUUUGCAAUGACUCCUCUCUCGACUACAACGAGUCCAAGAAGGUCUAUGAAAAAGUGGGGGAAGCGACCGAGACAGCCUUGACAUGCCUGGUGGAGAAGAUGAAUGUCUUCGACACCGACAUCAGCGGCCUAUCCCCGGCUGAGAGGGCUAACGCUUGCAACACCGUGAUCAAGCGGCUGAUGAGGAAGGAGUGCACCCUGGAGUUUUCGCGCGACCGCAAAUCCAUGUCCGUCUUCUGCACGCCGGUGGCUGCCAGCGCCGGGCACAACUCCUCUGGCAGCAAGCUUUUCGUCAAGGGCGCUCCAGAAAGUGUCAUCGAGCGCUGCAACUACGUCCGGGUAGGCACUACCCGGGCCCCUCUGACCCUCUCCGCCAAGGAGACGAUACUUUCCAAGAUCCGGGAAUGGGGCUCCGGGACCGACACUCUGCGUUGCCUGGCCUUGGCCACACGAGACCACCCACCCCGCAAGGAGGACAUGCGCCUGGAUGAUGCCGGACAUUUCGCCAGCUACGAGACCAACCUGACCUUUGUGGGGUGCGUGGGGAUGCUGGACCCGCCCCGGAAGGAAGUGAUGUCAGCAAUCGAGAUGUGCAGACAAGCUGGCAUCCGUGUCAUCAUGAUCACCGGGGAUAACAAGGGAACAGCAGUAGCCAUCUGCCGGAGGAUUGGAAUCUUCUCUGAGAAGGAGGACGUGUGUGACAAGGCCUACACGGGGCGGGAGUUCGACGACCUCUCGCCAGAGGGCCAGAGCCAGGCCUGCCGCGUGGCGCGCUGCUUCGCUCGGGUGGAGCCGGCCCACAAGUCCAAGAUUGUGGAGUAUCUCCAGUCCUUCAAUGAAAUCACGGCCAUGACUGGUGACGGAGUGAACGAUGCCCCGGCUUUGAAGAAAGCCGAAAUUGGCAUUGCCAUGGGUUCUGGCACGGCCGUGGCCAAGUCGGCUGCUGAGAUGGUCUUGUCCGACGACAACUUCUCCACCAUCGUGGCUGCCGUGGAGGAGGGCCGGGCCAUCUACAACAACAUGAAGCAGUUCAUCCGCUACCUCAUCUCCUCCAACGUCGGGGAGGUCGUCUGCAUUUUCCUGACGGCCAUCCUGGGCCUCCCCGAAGCCCUGAUCCCGGUCCAGCUUCUGUGGGUCAACCUGGUGACGGACGGACUCCCAGCCACAGCGCUGGGCUUCAACCCACCGGACCUCGACAUCAUGGACAAGCUGCCCCGGAACCCCCGGGAGCCCCUCAUCAGCGGGUGGCUCUUCUUCCGCUACCUGGCCAUUGGAGUGUAUGUUGGGUUUGCAACCGUCGGCGCAGCAACCUGGUGGUUCCUUUAUGAUGCAGAAGGUCCUCAAGUCUCCUUCUAUCAAUUGAGGAACUUCAUGCGCUGCACGGGAGACAACCCCAUCUUCGACGGCGUCGACUGCGAGAUCUUCGAGUCCCGCUACCCAACCACCAUGGCGCUCUCGGUGCUGGUGACCAUUGAGAUGUGCAAUGCGCUCAACAGCGUCUCCGAAAACCAGUCCUUGCUGCGGAUGCCUCCGUGGCUGAACCUGUGGCUGCUGGGGGCCAUUGUGGUCUCCAUGGCCUUGCACUUCUUGAUCCUCUACGUCAAGCCCUUGCCACUGAUCUUCCAGGUGACGCCGCUCAGCUGGCCGCAAUGGCUGGUGGUGCUGAAGAUCUCCUUGCCAGUCAUCCUGCUGGACGAAGCCCUCAAGCUCCUCUCCCGGCACCCUCCCGACGGCAAAGACAUCAAGUAGCGGAAGGCGCCUCGAUGGCCGCCGCUUCCACGCGAAAGGACCGGGACCCCGCCGCUCUUCUCUGGGACCGGAGGACACGCAUGUUUGGAAGCGCCACCAAAAACCCACCGGCGGAGAUGCAUGUUUUCCGAAGCCUCGGACUUAAAUGCGGGCACAUCGUCAGCGGACGUGAAAAACCGAUCUUUCGUUUCGUUGUUUCUUUCCUCGUUUCUUUGGAUAUUUUUUCGCUUUCCGGAUUUAUUUUUGAAGUUUUCCUGUUAGGCAAGCUUUUUGUUUUCUGUACAUAUGGGUGCAAACACUGGACAGUAAAUUAUGGGGUUUUUUGUGGGGGGUGGGCUGGGCCAGGAGUCCUUUCUCUCUCCCCAGAUUGUUCCUUUUCUCUCAUUUCCCUCCCGUUGCUUAGCUCCACUUUUAACAGAUCAUGUCCAAGGUUUCGGGAGAGAAGCAGGCCUGGGAUUUUGGGGAGGACGCCUUCCUUCCGGGCCGGGUGUUUCUCCUGAUCCAUCGUGCCAUAAAUAAUGCAGUUUGUGGUUUUCUCUCCUUCCUCAUCAUCCCUCCUCCCUUCCUUCCUUCCUUCCUCCUUCCUUCCUUCCUUCCUUCCUUCCUUCCUUCCUUCCUUCCUUCCUUCCUUCUUUCCUUCCUUCUUUCCUUCCUUCCUUCCUUCCUUCCUUCCUUCCUUCCUUCCUUCCUUCCUUUUCUUCUCUUGGUUUCCCUCAUAUUCUUCCCCCUUUUAUUUCCCCCUUUCCUUUCUCUUCCUUCUAUCCUUCCCUUCUUCAU